This is a messenger RNA of Vitrella brassicaformis, 1433 nucleotides long. Lineage: Eukaryota; Vitrellaceae. The record is from the annotation of a GenBank genome assembly.
UUAUUGUGUAUGCAGCGGCUGCUGCUGCUGCUGCUCGACGCCGCCUCGGAGCUGCUGCUGCUGCUUCUGCUGCUGCUGGUCCUCGAGGGCGGUGUCAUGAAGCGGGGCCGGGGGAGCGUGAGGGGGCUGAGUAGUAUCGCGUAGGGUGGGCGCACCCGGUGGCGAGGCGUCUCGGGGGUGGGGAGGCGAGACCAGCGGGGGGUUCAAUGGGGGCGUCGACAGGGGCGUCGACAGGGGCGACACCCACCCCUGCUGCAUUGGCCUCAGCGGGUACUCCCCCUGGGGUGACAGGGGCCGGGGCAGCCCCCGAUGGAGCCCCGGUGGUCUCAGUCGGGUGGGCCACUGGCGGGGCGAAGGCAGCAGCGACCGCGACAGCGGCAGCAGCUCUCCCUGCAGCUGCUGGUGCUGCUCCUGCGGCCCCCCAGCUGGCCCAUCCUCCUCGUCGCACCCGAAGUCGCCCCAGCCGUCAUCGACCUCCUCAUGACGCAUCGGGGGCGGCGAGACCUCCUCCUCGGCGACGUCCCCGCCGCCCAUGAGCUUGAGUUCGGGGUCGACCUUCAUCUCGGGGCGGCGCCGCUCCAUCGGCGGGCCGAGAUCCUCGUCGUCAUACUUGCCAGCACGCUUCGACAACAACUUGAUGCGCUCCAUACGAGCCAACUGAGAGACCACAAACCCAUGCACCACGAUGGAUCGGCCGCCGGUUGUGUUGCCGGGGCUGGGCUGGGUCUGCUCACUUACUUACCGUGAAAUCCCAGACGACCUCCUUGGCGUGUAUGCGGAGCAUCACGUCCUCCGUGUUGGUGUCGGCCGUGGCCGCUGCUGCUGCUGGGGCCGAUGGAGCCGCUUCCUGCAGCAACAGCGGCCCGCCUUCAGCUGUGCAAUGGUCUGUAUGCAACAAACAGGCGGACAAAAGGAGAAAGUGAUAUUUGCUCCGUCAUGUUACACACGUAUUUGUUACACACGGACCGUAUCGAUGAUCUGCUCGAUAUGCAGGCGGUCAUCGUGUUGUCUUGUGGUCCGCUCGGAGAAGCUGUCGAGUUGCUUGCAGAGGUCCCUCAGGCACUUGACCAGCCGUUUGGCGGGAAAAUGCCUCAUCUGCUCGUAGAGGCACUUAGCUGCACACCAAGCAUCCCGCUCGGCGUCGACUGUCGUUGAUCCCUGGCCCUGAAAGCAAAAAAUAGGCACACAUACGCGCAUCAAACGUGGGCACACCUCAGUCGCUCACCGCGUCGACUCGAAUGCGUUGUGCCGCGCCUUGUGCAGUGGCAGGGUCGUGGCGAAGGCGGUCCAGGAGAACCGCAUCGAGGCGGCGAAGGGCCUCUCUCCUCAGACCGACGUUGUGUGCCUAGAAAGAGACACACAAUCGUGGAUUUGUAUUUGUUUGUCCGUUCAAAACCUACGUGGAUGUCGCCAUGAACAAGGUAUGCGUCCAU